Molecule: messenger RNA, 1821 nt
Organism: Letharia columbiana
Lineage: Eukaryota; Fungi; Ascomycota; Lecanoromycetes; Lecanorales; Parmeliaceae
Exons: 6
Coding region: 1-1821 (606 amino acids)
Biological process (GO): proteasome-mediated ubiquitin-dependent protein catabolic process
Cellular component (GO): GID complex
Molecular function (GO): protein binding
Source: RefSeq, a predicted model, not a curated record
AUGCGUCUUGACCCCGACUCUACAAGCUCGAACGGUCCGCAACAUCAUGCCAACGGCUCAUCGCCUACUUCCCAAAAGAAUGGGAUCUCCACCUCAGCGAAUGGACACUCCUCCCCUACCAACGGCCACUCCUCUCCACAUCAGAACGGCUUCUCAACAUCGAUAGCCAGAUCCAAGAGCUCAAGUUUCUUUGGACAUGACAGGGAAGAGGUCACACGGUUGCUGAUACAGGGGCUCGGGGAUCUGGGAUAUCACGGUGCUGCAAACAGGCUGAUUCAUGAGAGUGGAUACGAAGUGGAAAGUCCUGCGGUGGCAGCUUUUCGGAACGCUAUACUACAAGGGCAGUGGUCAGAAGCCGAGUCAUUGCUAUUUGGGGUGGAUUCCGAAGCAGACGGUGGGGGUGUCAGCAUAAGCAAUGGGCACUCGCAUCAUUUUGGAGGUUUGAAACUUGCCGCGAAUGCAAAUCCGGAUAGUAUGAGGUUCAGCGUACGUGAGCAGAAGUAUCUGGAGCUCUUGGAAAAGACGGAGACGACUACUGCAAUAAUGGUUCUAAGGCAUGAGUUGCAGCCUCUCCGGCAAGAUGUUGGCAGGCUUGAUCAUCUUUCGAGUUUGAUGGUCUGCCCUACGGUCGAAGAUAUGAUGAGACAAGCUCACUGGCAUGGCGCUCUCGGCAACUCACGGCAGACCCUCCUCCAAGAACUCUCUAGGUCAAUCUCGCCAUCAGUGAUGAUACCGGAACAUCGGCUAGCUGUUCUACUCGACCAAAUAAAACAAAGCCAAAUAGCAAAGUGUCUGUAUCACAAUCCCUCAACCUCGCCAUCUCUAUUCACCAAUCACAUGUGUGAUCGGACACAAUUUCCGCUUCAGACUGCUUUCGAACUGAACCAAAGUGAUGGAGAAGUAUAUAUUGUGGAGUUUUCUCACAAUGGUCAAGGACUCGCCGCGAGCGGCGCGGAUGGUGCGACCGUGAUUUACGACACAAGCACUUUCCAAGUCCGACACACUCUUCGAGAGCACACCCGUCCUAUCGUUUACCUUGCGUGGAGUCCAGAUGACACCCGAUUGAUCACUUGUUCGCAAGACAAUAAAGCCAGGGUAUGGGACGCAAGUACCGGAAUGUGCCUCUUGCAAAUCGAUCAUCACAAUCAACCCGUAUCCACGGCAUGUUGGGCACCCGAUGGCGAAACAUUCGUCACCGGGUCGCUCGACAAACAAUCCCAGCUUUGCCUUUGGACUCUGGACGGCCGUCCUUCAUACAAUUGGGCUAUUGAUUACAGGGUACAGGACUGUGCAAUUUCUGCAGACGGCCAACGCAUGGUCACAAUAUCUUCCGAGAGGCAGAUAUUUGUCUACAACUUUGUGACGCGGGAAGAAGAGUACAGCAUCCUGUUGAGGACGAAAAUGACUUGCCUUAGCAUCAGUCGAGAUUCGAGAUAUAUGCUGGUCAACAUGGCUGACAAUGAGGUUCAAUUGAUAGACAUUGAGAGUGCGGAAAUCGUUCGAAGAUUUCUCGGCCAGAAACAAGAACUUUUUGUGAUACGGAGCACCUUUGGUGGCGCCGACGAAAAUCUUAUCAUCAGUGGUAGUGAAGAUUCGAAGGUCUACAUAUGGCACAAAGAGAACGGCACUUUGAUUGAGACUCUGGAAGGCCAUACGAGAGGCUGUGUUAACGCCGUGGCAUGGAACCCGGCAGAUCCUUCAAUGUUUGCCUCUGCGGGCGAUGAUAUGAUAGUUAGAAUAUGGUCGAAAGAAACAGCGCCAAGCCUUUCAAGACGGAAAUCCAGCGCGCCUUCCUCUCAUCGUGGCAGCCGUUACCUCUAA